Sceloporus undulatus (fence lizard) is the source of this 1970-nucleotide messenger RNA. RefSeq names its product mortality factor 4 like 1 (gene MORF4L1). The record is from RefSeq and is a predicted model, not a curated record. Lineage: Eukaryota; Metazoa; Chordata; Lepidosauria; Squamata; Phrynosomatidae. Bases 68 to 1219 code for a protein of 383 amino acids. Gene Ontology annotation, biological process: regulation of DNA-templated transcription; chromatin organization. The transcript has 14 exons. Gene Ontology annotation, cellular component: nucleus; NuA4 histone acetyltransferase complex.
CUGCUGCGCCUGCGCAGUUGAGGAAGAAGGGAGGGAGGUAGGAAGGAGUAGGAGGAGCCGCGCAUAAAUGGCGCCCAAGCAAGACCCGAAGCCCAAAUUCCAGGAGGGUGAACGGGUGCUGUGUUUCCAUGGACCUCUUCUUUACGAAGCUAAGUGUGUAAAGGUUGCCAUCAAAGACAAACAGGUGAAAUACUUCAUACAUUACAGUGGCUGGAAUAAGAAGUUCUUUGGAACAGCCUCUGCCUGUGAUCCAUCCCGACUAUCAAAAACGGAGAGCCAGAAGCAGCUUAACUCCAGUUGCCCCAUGCUCUGGCAAACCUCCAAGCUAAGUCUCAUGUGCUGGGAUGAAUGGGUUCCGGAAAGCAGAGUGCUCAAAUACGUCGACACCAAUCUGCAGAAGCAGAAAGAACUUCAAAAGGCCAAUCAGGAGCAGUAUGCAGAAGGAAAGAUGAGAGGGGCUGCUCCAGGCAAGAAAACGUCCGGUCUCCAGCAGAAAAACGUUGAAGUAUUUUUCAGACGAGAUGGAGUGCAUACCGUUUGCGGUUUGGAGACCCCUGCAAUAUCGACGCGGAAGACCAAAAAGAACAAACAGAAAACUCCUGGAACUGGUGAAGGAAGCAGCACCAAUGAAAACCCUCAGCCUCCCAGGAAGAAAAGGGCUCGGGUUGAUCCCACUGUUGAAAGUGAGGAAACAUUUAUGAACAGGGUUGAAGUAAAAGUAAAAAUACCAGAAGAGCUGAAACCCUGGCUGGUAGAUGACUGGGACUUGAUCACCCGGCAAAAGCAGCUCUUCUACCUUCCUGCCAAGAAGAAUGUAGACUCCAUUUUAGAGGACUACGCAAACUACAAGAAGUCGCGAGGCAACACCGAUAACAAAGAAUAUGCUGUGAAUGAAGUAGUGGCAGGCAUCAAGGAGUACUUUAACGUCAUGCUUGGCACUCAACUGCUGUAUAAAUUUGAGAGGCCACAGUAUGCAGAAAUCUUAGCGGACCAUCCUGAUGCGCCAAUGUCACAAGUCUACGGCGCUCCCCAUCUCCUGCGGUUAUUUGUCCGGAUUGGAGCAAUGCUGGCUUACACACCUCUUGAUGAGAAGAGUUUGGCCUUGCUGUUAAACUACUUACACGAUUUCCUAAAGUAUCUCGCCAAGAACUCUUCUGCCUUGUUCAGCGCAAGUGACUAUGAGGUUGCGCCUCCAGAGUAUCACCGGAAGGCAGUGUAAGCUUCUCACUAACUGUGGGUGGGAAGGGGGUUGUGAGUGUGUGCACAUCACUGGAAGGGAUCCCUGAUUCUCUGUGGCCGUCCUGCCCAGCUCCAUGUUUCUCCAUGGUCUCCCCCUCGCCACGUGUCUCUGUCCGCACAAUUGAUGUGAGUGUCAGUGAAUAGCGUCCGUGGCUUCAGAUGGAACUGAUGCCACCCAAAACCGCAAGGGUUUUUUUCUUCAGUUUUGAAACAGAUCUCUUACAAAGAAGAGUGACUUGUCUUCUGGAGUGCAUCGUUGUGUCAGUUUGGUUUUUGGAACGUUGCUGGGAAUAUAAUGGACACUUCACAGCCUUGUGCUCCUGCAUGCUUCUCGGUCCAUUAUUCUUGAACACCAAGCCCUACUUGGCUGAUGGACAUUGAGUGAUGUGCCAUCUUCUCUCACUCUCUCCCUCCUGCCCCAAACAAACUCUUGAUGAGGAAAGGGAGGACCAAACACAGAUGUGCAGUUACAUCUUUGUGGAGGAGGAGUGUGUGUAUGUGGGGGGGGGUGUUCACGCAACUUUUUUUUGGUGUUGGAGAGGGUAAAGUGUGUGUGUGUCCUAAGUCUAUGUUCUUUGCCUGCAUAGUUUAAGAAUUGUGGAGUUACUUCGUCUGUUGGGUUCAAAUGCACCUUCUUAACGUAGGAUAAAAGGACCAUUGUUCCCUUGGGUUGCCUGAAACCCUGCUCUUUGAAGGGUCCCCCAAUAAACUUUUAUAUUGCAACUGCUAAA